AUGAAGUCCUCCGGAAAUACCCCUCGUAUCAUCAUCCAUGGCGGUGCUGGAAACAUAACUCGCGACAAUCUUGACGCAGAUGCUUAUCAAGCCUACCGUUCUACCCUUCUCGCGACUCUGCAAUCUUCAUAUGCUCUAUUAUCAGAGCCUGGUGCCACAGCCUUAGACGUUGCAACUCAUGCUGUUUCGAUGCUGGAAGACAAUCCCUUGUUCAAUGCAGGACAUGGUGCUGUCUACACUACUGCAGGAACACAUGAACUGGAGGCUUCUGUCAUGGUGAGCAAAGACUAUCACAAACGCGGCGUCGGUGUCAUGGAAAUCUCGGAAGCGAAGAAUCCUAUCAAACUUGCACGUGAGCUACUGGUCAGAGGAGUGGAGGCAGAUGGGGGUGGUGCUGGCGCCCAUGUGCAACUGGCUGGAGAAACUGCAAAUAAGCUCGCACAAGCAUGGGGCUUGGAGACUGUGAGUCCUGGAUACUACUGGACAAAGCGACGAUGGGAUGAGCAUCGCAAAGGCUUGGGAAAAUCUACGGAUCGUGAGACAUAUCGGAAACACAAGAGACGAGCAGAUAAAUGCUCUUCAUACGUCGCAGAGUGUGCGGCAGAUGCAAGAGAUCUAAACGUCCACGAUCCUUCUUGGAAUGGUCAGGACUACCUUCCUCAGGGAACUGUGGGCGCAGUCGUUCUUGACAGCGAUGGUAUGCUUUGCGUGGCCACCUCAACUGGUGGGCUUACCAACAAGCUUCCAGGCAGAAUCGGAGUUGGAGCCGGCUUCUGGGCUGAACAAUGGAUUGAAGAGAACCCGUUCGACCGUCCACGUGGCAUGAUCUACCAGCAACCUACUUUGUCACCAGCGGCAAGACUAGUCAGUGGUGACUUUGCCAAUGUCCUUCAAGAUUGCUUGCCCAAUUUCUCAUCCUACCUCCCUGUAUCUUCUCGAGAGGAUACUACUAACGAACAGCCUGUCAAGGCCCUCUCAGCCCGCCAUGGAGUCGCUCUUUCUGGAACAGCUCGUACAGCUUCCGCGAUGACCCGCUUUUCCUUCCCACCUCUUCCACUGGCGGUUUCGGUAUCGCGUGUGGCUGGCCCAGACGGUAUACUUCAGCAUAGUGCCGAAGAGCGCUGGAAGAAGACCGGAGAGGGCGAAGGUGGUAUGAUCGGUAUCGAAUAUCGCUUUGGACAAGGUACAGUGGUGGCCGACUUCAAUUGCGGAGGCAUGUUUCGCGCCUGGGUCGAUGAUGAUGGCAAGCAGCGCAUGAUGGUGUUCAAGGAAGAGUUCUAA
This is a messenger RNA of Aureobasidium musti, 1281 nucleotides long. NCBI's taxonomy places the organism in Eukaryota, Fungi, Ascomycota, Dothideomycetes, Dothideales, Saccotheciaceae. The record is from the annotation of a GenBank genome assembly.